UUCCGGCCGAGGGAAAGAAGUGGACGGGACUCCGUCGUCCGCCGACAGACGCUCCGGGCGCGGAGCCGCGAGCCCGGCCAUGAAGUUUCGGGCUAAGAUCGCGGACACGGGCUGUCUGAACCACUUCACGCGAAUCAGUAACAUGAUCGCCAAGCUUGCCAAAACCUGCACCCUCCGCAUCAGUCCGGAUAAGCUGAACUUCAUCCUUUCAGAUAAGGUGGCCAAUGGAGGGGUGAGCAUGUGGUGUGAACUGGAACAGGAGAACUUCUUCAGUGAAUUUCAAAUGGAAGGUAUCUCAGCAGAAAACAAUGAAAUUUAUAUAGAGCUGACAGCGGAAAACUUAUCUCGAGCCUUGAAAACUGCCCAGAAUGCCAAAGCCUUGAAAAUCAAGCUGACGAAUAAGCACUUCCCCUGCCUUACAGUCUCCGUAGAUCUGUUAUCCAUCUCAAGCAGUAGUCGCAUUGUGACACAUGACAUUCCCAUAAAGGUUAUUCCUAGAAAACUCUGGAAGGAUUUACAAGAACCUGUAGUCCCAGACUUUGAUGUUAGUAUUUACUUACCAGUGUUGAAGACUAUGAAGAGUGUUGUGGAAAAAAUGAAAAACAUCAGCAGUUACCUUAUUAUUGAAGCUAACCUAAAUGGAGAAUUGAAUUUGAAAAUAGAAACCGAAUUAGUGUGCGUUACAACUCAUUUUAAAGAUCUGGGAAGGCCUCCGUUAGCCUCUGGAAGUGCUUCGCAAGGUAGAAACCCGGAACAAAUGGCUGAAGUGCGCAUAGAUGUUAAGAAGCUCCUGCAGUUUCUUGCUGGACAACAAGUAAAUCCUACAAAGGCCUUAUGCACCUGCUGUGGCUGAACAGCUUGAGUGCAAUCCAGUGUGGAGCACCAGCUAUAAGAUAUUGUGAAUAACAAGAUUGUUCAUUUUGAUUUGCUUCACGAAGAUGUGUCCCUUCAGUAUUUCAUUCCGGCACUGUCGUAAUACCGCCUGUCCAGACUUGGGAACUCAGAGACCUUUGUCGUAAUGGGACGAGGUGACAGGCUCACGUGUCCUAAAUUGUCUUUCUCUGUCCUCACAGUCUCAUGGGUCAACUUUACUUAUUAUUAUUAAUUACUAUUGUUGUUCUAUAAUAUAACUAAAAAUUGAGUUAGUGAAACACAGCUGGAUAAACACAUUAUUUCAUAUUCUUUGUUCUCAUGUCUGCUUUAUUUUGCUUUUAAGACAUUGAACAGAAAAGCUGGAACUGAUUUAUCCAGACUUUAAAUUCUCGUUUUUAUUGGUCAAGUUAUGAAAAUCUCAUGUAUUUUAGACCUGGUGAAGUGUCAGAAUUCAUAAGAGCAUGUCUGUUGUGCUGGUACUAGUGUUUUGCAGGGUACUGUCUCCAACUCAGCAGAUUGUUGUAGCAGUGGAAAGCUACAGGAAGCAGACCUGGUGGAGCACUUAUCCUAACUCCACUCACCCCUCCUUGCUCUGGUUCAUGAAGCCUGAUUGUAGAAAGGAUGGGCCUCCUGUCAGCUUGCCAUGCGGUAGUUACUCAGUCUUGUGGGGUGUCUCUGAGGCCCAGUUUUAUAGCCUUUGUCCUGACUUGCAUAGACUAGAGUCUUCUCGAUGACUUGAGACCUGACGCUUGUGGACACAAUGGAGCUAGUCUGGGAGCUUCAUUCAGCAGCUCCUCUCAGUUUUACUCUGCGGUCAGUUUUGGUCUUGUAAUUCCUUUCUCACGGGUGUAUUGGAUCUAUCAUUCUAGAAGGAACACCAGUGUAAUUUUCUUUAGUGAUAUCCCUUCUAAACAAACAAAACUUCUAAGCUAGUGUAUGACACCGUGUUUCUGUUUAUUUACCAAAAGUGGUUCAGGUACUGAGAUAGGCUUUCUCGUUCUCCCUGAAGCAUAGUCCAUCGUCUUUCCAUUAUAAUUAAAUCUCAUUCGUCCUAUGGAGGUGAACAUCAUAAACAUUAUUUUAAUUUCACUUAGCAAACUUGAAACUUAAAGUAGUUGUUUAGGAUAAGAUGCAGGUGAGAAAUCAGCAAAAAUUAAAAAAAAAAAUCUUUUAUGGCUUUUUCAUAUUUGGUAAAACCAGUGUGUUUGUGAAUGACUCUUCUGAUGUUUAAUAAUGUUAGCUUAAAUGAGCUGUAAUAUUUUGCAAAAUAAAUAGUAAAAAAUCUGAGGAUAUAAUUUUAUUCAUUUAAAUCCCCUUUUUCCUCUUUGGCUUGUAAAAAAAUUAAUUUCCAGCUGCAGUAACAAAACUUAAAAAUCAUGAUGCAAAAUGAAAUGUAUCUGAAAAUAGUUUUAUAAAACUUAUAUUUGUUUUUAAAGAAAACUGUGUUAGAGACUUGCCAAUUUAGAAAAUCGGUUAUUUCUAAAAUUUUAAAUGCUGAUUUUGCAUGUAUAAAGAAAAUAUAAUGUUUGUAGUGUAAGUUAAUAGUAACCUACUUCCUCAUUUGCAUUAUGUAAAAAAUGCCCUCUGGUUUUCUUAAGACCUUCACCUGCAUACAUCAGCCUUCCAUUAUCGGUUUUUUAGGAGUUAAGGUGCAGCCUGAGGAAGGCACUUCCCGGUGGGCCAUCCAGGCAAGGGUAUGGAUGCAUCUGAGAAGGGGUGUGCUGUAGCUUCAUUUUACAGGCUAGGUUCAGUAACCUGCCCAGGGUCACAGAGGUGGUGCCAGAGGUGAGAUUUGAACCCAGGACUUGUCCUGUCCUCACACUUCCCAGCUGAGUGACCAUGCAGUGCAUCGAAUUGCCUUUUUAUGGUCUUUCUAGCCAUGGUCUUGUAACUCCCAUUAAAUGACUAUCUGGGACUAUGCAAAUAAGGUACAUGGAACCCUUGGGGGAAUUGGACAGUUCGCUAAUGUAAAUAAGGUACGUGGAACUCUUGUGGGCGUUGCCAUUGCAAAUAAGGUAUAUGGAACCCUUGUAGAGAUUGGUCAGUUUCGCCAUCCCACUAGGCUUAAAAAGAGCCAAUCCCAGAAGUUGAGGGGGGUGUCCACACUACCAUCAAGAAGAAGAGCUGGGACCCAGUGUGCCUGCUCUGAGAACCUCCUAGACCCAGGAAACAGAUCUGCAACUCUGGAGAAUUGUAACACUGGAGGCAGUAGCAACAUGAGGCAGCAGAGGCACAGAACUGACAGACAGCUGAAGUUGGUUCACUGACCCGUGGAACAAGAGAGCUGAGUGCCUUUGGGCAGGAAGCUUGCUAGCAGAGUGGGGUGUCUCUGGGCACUCACCAGUGGAGCUAAAGAAAGAGCUGUAACACUUGUCCCAGGAGGGCAGAGGCCAGGCCCUGAGCAGGGUCUGGUCGAAACAAGACCCCGAGUAAGACCUGGUGGUGGAGGCCUACUUCGGGCAUGGUUGAGGAGAAGCUGUCCUGAUCAAAGAACUGUAUCCUGAGUUGUUUCUGUUACUUCCAAGUUGAUUCAGAUCCUGAAUUGUAACCUGUUACUUCUCUAAUAAACAUCAUAAUGGUUGAGUAUGGUCUGUGAGUUCUGUGUGGCUGUAAAAACAGUGUGGGGGCAGUGUCCGACCUCCUCCAAUCCCACAAGGGAAAGGAGAACCAAGAUCAAUGGUGCAAGGCUGACUCCCAUGUGGUGGAGGCCAGACAAGUCUCCUCUCUGUGCCAUCUUUACUAAUUCUGAAACUAACCAUCCCUCACAUAGCACUCUACUGGGUUUGAUAAUUCCUUGCAGUGGCCACACAGAACUCACAGACCAUACUCACAAUUACAGGGUUUUAUUAGGGAAGUAACAGAAUUCAGGCUCAAGAACACUCAGGGUACAGUACUUCCGUCAGGAUAGCCUCUCCCCAGCUGUGCUCGAAGGCAGGCCUUUCCCUGCUGCUUAGUCUGCCCAGAGGCACUCAGCUUUCUCCGUGGGCCGGGAAGCCCACCACGCCAUCUCCUGCUGCCGGGUCCCUGCUGCUGGGUCUCUCCUUCCUUGGUGGUGGUGGGCUCCUCCUAUCUGAUCUGGAAUUUGCUCUCUUUUAAGGCAAAACUGACCAGUGCCCUUCGUAGGCCACAAUUACCCUAUCACAACUACCUAGGUGGGAGUUACGAGACUAUGGCUAGAAAGGCCACACACAAAAGUAAUUAAUCACAGUUCAGUGGCCACUGCAAUGAAUUACCGGAUCCAUCAGAGAAGUAGAGAGUGCCAUGGGAGGGACGGCUGAUGUCAGAACUGGUAAAAAGGUUGGAGAGUGAAGGUAUGUCUGACCUUCACCUCAUAGGAAUCAGCCUUAGGCUGAUACUGAUACUGAUACUGAUUCUCCCCCCUCCCUAAAGGUAGAUGAGAUCUGACGCUACAACAUUGUAGACUGUAAUGUAUCUUUUGAAUGAGUAAUAAUAAAUUUCAAAGUUAACAUUCAUUCAUUUUAUGAGUUAGAAGAAGUAACUUAGUUUUAAAUCUGCUAUGUUAAAGUAGGAAACCCUGGUGGCGUAGUGGUUAAGAGCUAUGGCUGCUAACCAAAAGUUUGACAGUUCGAAUCCACGAGGUACCCCUUGGAAACCCUAUGGGGCAGUUCUUCUCUGUCCAGUGGGGUUGCUAUGAAUUGACUCAAUGGCAAUGGGUUUGGUUUUUUUUUUUAAGGUAAAGUAGAUUUAAAAGCAACUUAAAAAAUGUCACAAAACCAGAAGUAAUUUUCCUAAGCUCUGUACAGUGUUUAUUGUCAAGUAAUGCCUAAUUUUUGUGAUAUUAUCACUGAAGAUUUUCUGUCUGUGUGGAGUGUGGCUGGAUUAAAGAGCCAUAACUGGGAGUCAAGAACCUGCAGUCUCUUAAUUCUUGUCACAGACUUGCCAUUUGGUACUUACCAAGUUCACUGCGUCUUUGCGUCUCAUGUACCUGUAACAUGAGGAUGAUUCUUACCUCCCACGGUUUAGGGAGUUAAGAGAGAACCAUAGACUUAUGGAAUACACAGUGCUAUUUUACUGAAUAGUAUCAAGGUCAAAUUUUAUUAGGCCAAGAAGUAACAAUUAUUCCAUUUAGAGGAACAAAUAUAAUUUGAAAAAUUAACUUAUUUUAAGACUAACAUUUAAAGUGUUUAGAUCUCUCUUAGAUAGCUUCCUGGACUUUAGAGAGAAACUUGCUGGCUGUGACAUGUGAGGAUUUACUAAGCACGUAUGGCAUGUGGACUGUUGUCCUCAAUGCUGGGGCAGAUGGAGUCGCCUGCUGAUGGGCCUGGCUCCUGCUCAGUGCUCCGCACUCCUUUGAUAACCAUUCCUUGAGUCAGCUUUGGGACCAAUGCUGUGCUGAGUCAGGGGUGGUUAGGAAUUCCUAAUCAGCAGUUCAUUGGUUCAUAUCAAAGUGGCCUCAUCAUCCUCCUUCCACCCCUUCCUUGAUGAAACUAGAAUCGAUUACCUACCAUGUUUGCCCAAGGAUGAGUUAACAGUGUGAUACCAUGUCUGGUGUGAAGGGCCAUGUUCACGGUGGUGUCCUUGGGGGUCUGGGGCUGGGAUUCUGGUACCUGCUGCCAGGUAGUGAAGAUAUUUCAUGACAUUCAUGUUGUUGAUAUAUAUUGCCAAAUUCUAUACUUCCAUAUGGAUUCUAAUAAAAAAAUGGGGUAGUCUAAAAGGAAGCUUGAGAGCCUUUCGAAUUUUAGAGCUUCUUCUAGUACUGCUACUGAACCAGCAGAAUCAUUUGUUACAACUGAUAGUAACCCAAGAUUAUCAGGGAAAGAAAUUAGCCCAGUUAGACGCUGCUGGUAGGAAUGUAAAUUGCAGUAACUUUUUUGGAGUCCAGUUUGAUAUUAUAUGUGGAAAUCCUUAAAAAAAUGUGUGUAGCCUCUGACCCAAUACUUCUGCUUAAAGGAAUUUGCACUAAUAAGCAAAGAUGUUCUAGCACUAUUAUACUGCAAAACUAGAAAUAUCCUAAAAAUGAAUUUAUAGAGGAUUGGUUAAAUAACCUAUGGUUUGAUGCAAUAUUUUGUACUUUAAAAAGUAAAUGCUACAGAAAAAAUAGGUACUGGUAUGGCAAAAUGUCUAUGACUUACAGUAAAGUGAAGAAGACGGGUUAAACAAUGAUACGUGCAGUGUGAUCCCAGUUUUGGAGAAAAAUGAUGUGUGUAUGUCUGUAUGAGAGGAAAAGAUUGGGAAGACAUAUAGUAACAUUUAAACCUGGUUGUUUCUCUAUGUUUUUAUUUCAAUCUGGUGUAUUUGUGUGUUUUCUAAAAAUUUUAUAUCAAAAUAAAUUAUUUUUCUGGAGAUUGAGUAGUAAGUGUGUAUUAUUUGGAUGCAGUACAUGUUCAGCUGGCAAUUAGUUUCCUGAACUUUGGAGUAAACAGAUAAACCCAAGCUGUGGGCUCUUAACGUUCGCAUCACGCCCAAACUAAGCUUUUGACAUGUUGACAUUAUAACAAGUUUGAAAUAAUGGAGUCUGGAUCACCUAAAAAAAAAAAGUUGCUAUCGAGUCGAUUCCAACUCAUAGUGACCCUAUGGGACUGAGUAGAACUACCCCAUAGGCUUUCCAAAGAGUGGCUGGUAAAUUCAAAGUGCCGACCUUGUGGUUAGCAGCCAAGCUCAUAACCACUCCUCACCAGGGCUCCACUAGAUCACUGAGGUAACAUCUUAUUACAGAAUGAUUUCUUAUUGAGGAUCCAACUUAAAUGAGGCUAAAUCUGCAUGUAACAUAGUUUUUGUAGGUCAAAAUGUGGCCUUUAGGUUUUAAAAGAUGUGAGGGAAGAGUUACUGAUAAUUAGGUUCUAGGCUGCGAGGUUUAGGGUGAGAGGAGCUAAAUCAGUUUUCACCAAUUACCUAAUGGUAAGAAAGAUAAACUAGAGGGGCUCACGAAGCAUUGGAGGCUGCCUGCGUGACAACCAGGUCCUCUCCAUCUGUGACGCUUCCCUUGCUGAACCAAUCUGCACUCCAGGCAGGGAGGGAGCACUAAGUUCCAUAUCCUAGUAGGUGUGGAAUCCUGGAGGGAAUCCCCGCUCAUCCUAGCGUUCUAAUCUCAGGCAAGUCAUUUCAGCUCUUAGAGAGCUAGCAUCUAUGAAAAGUGACUGAAAACGCUCACCGUCAGUGGUGGUGGGAAGAAAAUGUAGACACUGUU
This is a messenger RNA of Loxodonta africana (African savanna elephant), 7021 nucleotides long. It is a transcript of the gene HUS1, whose product is annotated as HUS1 checkpoint clamp component. Lineage: Eukaryota; Metazoa; Chordata; Mammalia; Proboscidea; Elephantidae. Gene Ontology annotation, cellular component: nucleolus; checkpoint clamp complex; site of double-strand break. The transcript has 9 exons. The record is from RefSeq and is a predicted model, not a curated record. The coding region runs from base 80 to 853 and encodes 257 amino acids. Gene Ontology annotation, biological process: nucleotide-excision repair; telomere maintenance; mitotic intra-S DNA damage checkpoint signaling.